Messenger RNA from Drosophila willistoni, 785 nucleotides. RefSeq lists its product as uncharacterized. The record is from RefSeq and is a predicted model, not a curated record. Bases 126 to 779 code for a protein of 217 amino acids. Lineage: Eukaryota; Metazoa; Arthropoda; Insecta; Diptera; Drosophilidae. The transcript has 3 exons.
AAGCGCCUAGUAAACACAAAAAGUUAAACGCUGGAGAGGAUUAGGUGAUUCUUAUCUUAACAGCGAGUGUUCCUAUCAUUUUGAGCCAGACCUUUUUGUAGUCCAGCUGCAGCUGCAAUCUCAUAAUGACCAAACAAACAAAAACCCCACAAAAACAAAAUGAGACGCAAUCAAACACAUCACUAACACCAGUGCAAUUUCUUGACAGACAGCCUUCGCCAUCAUCCAUCAAUCAUGACGCCAACUUGGCCACCUGUAAAUCACGUCUAGAUAUCCUAAUCAAACAACUCCAAGAUAAUUACGCCAAAUGGCAACUAGCCCAACAGCGUGGCACCGCCAUUUGUUAUGCCAUUGAAGCCAAAAAGACCAAGUGCUUGGAAAAGCUUGAUACCGAAGACCAGGAAAACGUCAGUUGCUAUCCAGAUGAUCUGAUCCUGCCCUGCAGAAAGUUAGCCAUUAUAGCCACAAUAUUUAUAGAUAUAGCAAAUAAUACAAAAGAUUGUCUGAGACAAUUAAGAGCUCUGAGUAAGAUGCCAGGAGCGGCAGGUGAUACAAUAUUCUAUCGCAGUUGGAAACUGCCUCAGUUUGUGGCCUUUACUAAAGAGCUGUCUGAACGAUAUGAGCAGGAGGCGUUGGUCAAGCAAAAGGUGAUGGAAAGCAUUGCCCAUUGCAUGGACCGUUGCGAUCUUAUAGCUGAGACCACUCAAUGGGAAUACCCGGAGCACACGGAUGGCUAUGUAAAGCUCGGCUUCCUCUUAUUAAAUGAAGAAGUUAAAUAAUGGAAA